GUCUUGGCUCUUCUCGCUGAAGGGCAGCGACGUGUUCUCAGGAAUUUGGAAGGCCACUGCUCGGCCAGAAGGCGAGCAGUCGGAGCGGAAAAUCCACCAGGAGGAGGUGGUGUCCGCCAUCAUCCCCGCCGCCCGGAAGACCUGGGAGGACCUGGCGACCAGCGUCGAGACAGGUCAAGCCGUCCUCAAGGAUAUCAGGUGGGUGGUGGAGUACGCCUGGAACAAGGUCAAUUUGGAGCUCAAGCUUCUGGAGUCGACGGCGCCGAAGACGAAGGCUUGGGUGCCAGAGGCCACUGAGCUUUGCAAGUCCAUGCGCUUAGCUGCGAAGCUCCGAGAAUGGGCUCCAAGCAUGCUUCACUUGCGGAACCAGAGCCUGUCGGAGCUCUUCAAAGACUCUGGCAAGGAUGAGUGCGUGGAGAAGCUGAAUCAG
Messenger RNA from Symbiodinium sp. CCMP2456, 430 nucleotides. NCBI's taxonomy places the organism in Eukaryota, Dinophyceae, Suessiales, Symbiodiniaceae. The record is from the annotation of a GenBank genome assembly.